Messenger RNA from Trypanosoma grayi, 1500 nucleotides. RefSeq lists its product as hypothetical. The record is from RefSeq and is a predicted model, not a curated record. The transcript has a single exon. The coding region runs from base 1 to 1500 and encodes 499 amino acids. Lineage: Eukaryota; Euglenozoa; Kinetoplastea; Trypanosomatida; Trypanosomatidae.
AUGUACAACACAUCAUAUUGUGUGAGUGUUGUCAGUUUCUCGACGCAGACGCCAAUCCUCUUUCAGUCGUGGGCACAGCGCGUGAAUCGCGUGUGGAUGUGCGUAAAAGAGGAGUGCCACCACGUGAAUGCCCCAGGUGCUCCCCACUGCGAGAUGUGUAACGCUGAAAAGCCGAACCUCAAGGGGUGGCUCUGUGUAGAGUGCGGGACACGUAAUCACAAAGGGGUGAAGAAGUGCCACAAGUGCGCCGCCGCCGCUGAGGAUAGCAAAGAUUUCUGGAUGUGCGCGGCCUGUGAAAAAAAUAACCGCGUUGACGACCUCGACGAUAACAGUCGCUGUGGGUACUGCGGGUACGACAUGGCCCCCAUGACGAUGACAGAGGCGGAGGCGCUCAGGAUCCAGCAGGAACAAUCAGCCCGUCUUCGUGAGGCGCAGGAGCAGUUCGACAGCAUUACUGCCAAUGACGCCGACGAGCAGUUUGGCGACGAGACGGCCGGCGCCUCCAGCCUCCCUGACGCCUUGCGACAGCCGCCGGCGACAGCCCCGCGUGUGGUGCCCAUCAAUAUACCAGACGUAAAGAGCUUCGCGCCGGCACAGCCGGAAACAUCGCACUCGCGCAUUUUCAAGAAGCCAAAGCGUUCAUUGCCGCUAGGGACACCCAUAGGGCCGCCUGGUUUUGAUUGGAUGUGCCGUGAGCCCGAAUGUGGCACCAUCAAUCCUGGUGACGAGGAGUGUUGCUCCAAGUGCGGCACACACAUUGCACCUGCCGAAUGGGAGUGUUGUCAUUGCGGUGCAAUGAAUCACUUGAGUCGUGCGAAGUGUUUCAACUGUCACAUCACGAUUCCAGUCUCAUGGGUUUGCUCAUCCUGUAGAACGGCGACGAGCAUCUACGAUCGCGCCUGCCGUCAAUGUAAUGAGGCGCGCCCCCAAACCGAGCCGAAGGAUGCACGUGACGUUUGUACAACACGAAAUUCUUUUGCUCGUGGUGGUGGUGGUGGAAGAAGGCAGCGGAUGCAGCGGCAGGAUUGGCACUGCGUGGAGUGUCAAGGUCUCAACUUUGCGUCACGCACGGCUUGCUAUCAGUGCGGCGCCCCACGUGGAAAUUCGGAUGUGCCGCAGGCUACCGGUAGCGAGGAGCCGGCGCCUGAACUCUCCGUCAGCCACAACAACUGGUUCUGUCGCUACUGCCAGGCGAGCAACUUCCGCACGCGUACAACAUGUUGGCAGUGUAGCCGUGCUUCUUCGGAGUCGGGUGCGACAUCGUGGUCGGAGGACGACUCCACACCGCACUUUGAGAAGGAGGGGUUCCAACAAGGUGUGAGUGACGCUGUGGCGGAUGGUCAAGUUAGCGUGUGGGGCAAGAAGAGCGAUGACUGGACCUGCGGAAAGUGUUUCUCCAAGAACUUCAAAAACCGGCAAGAGUGCCAUAAGUGUGGCGCAGCGAAGACCGUUGCAGUGUCUCCACGCCGAGCCUUUGUUCGCAAACCAGUCAAGAUAUGA